Messenger RNA from Diversispora eburnea, 204 nucleotides. Lineage: Eukaryota; Fungi; Glomeromycota; Glomeromycetes; Diversisporales; Diversisporaceae. The record is from the annotation of a GenBank genome assembly.
AUGGAUAAAGAUAAUGUAAAGACUUAUAUUGAAAAAGAUCAACAAAAUUUAGAAAAAGAAAUUUCAAAUUUGAGAGAAUCGGUUAAACGAAAAAUAGUUGAAUUAGAAAAGUUGGAAACAGGUGAAAAUAAAAAGAUGAAAGGAUUUGAUUUGAAAGGAAUUACUUCAGAAGAUUUAUAUAAUAUUACUACUGAUCAAAAGUAA